GAUCGUUGUCCCCUCACCUUAUUCUUCUUUCUCGGAGCUGAGCCUUAUUUUUUAGAGGAAGGACUCGGAGCUGAGCUGAGGCAUCAGGCAGCUUGCUGCUGUCCCAGUGUUGAGCCUUUGCUGGGCUGGGCUCCCCUCGUCACCCCCGGUCCCCCACGCCCCACCCCACAAGAGACGGCGGGCUCGGAGCAGAGACGGGAGGGAGACAAGCCUCCGCACCAGCUCGCCUCAUCUCAGCCUCUCAGGGUUGGCCUGCCUGCCGUCCCGAGAGGCACUGGAAGAGUCUCCAGAGAACAGAAGAGGAGACCGGGUGUGGCAGGCCUGUGGCGCGGGGAAGGAAGCAAGGAGAGGAGGAGGUGGUGGAGUGAGCAGAGGAGAAGUAUAGAUCUACUCCGAAUCUUCCGAUGAGCGCGUCUCGGUUCAUCAAGUGCGUCACCGUGGGGGACGGCGCCGUCGGCAAGACCUGCAUGCUCAUCUCCUACACCUCCAACACUUUCCCCACGGAUUAUGUUCCAACUGUUUUCGACAACUUCAGUGCAAACGUUGUGGUCGACGGGAGCACUGUGAACUUGGGUCUGUGGGAUACAGCAGGACAAGAAGACUACAAUAGGCUGCGCCCGUUGAGUUAUCGUGGUGCUGAUGUUUUUCUGCUCGCCUUUUCUCUUAUCAGCAAAGCAAGCUACGAGAAUGUUUCUAAGAAGUGGAUUCCUGAAUUAAGGCACUAUGCUCCUGGUGUGCCCAUAAUUCUUGUUGGGACAAAGCUUGAUCUGCGGGAUGAUAAGCAGUUUUUCGUUGAUCACCCUGGUGCUGUUCGUAUUUCCAUUGCUCAGGGUGAAGAGCUGAGGAAGCUUAUUGGCGCAGCUGCCUACAUCGAAUGCAGUUCAAAAACCCAACAAAACAUCAAAGCAGUGUUUGAUGCGGCGAUUAAGGUGGUUCUCCAGCCUCCAAAGCAAAAGAAGAAAAAGAGAAAGGCACAGAAAGGAUGCACCAUUUUGUAACUGAAUGGUAGACUGAGCAAGUAUCCCUUCUUUUGCGGUCUUGGGCUUCAAAGGAUCAGCAUUGCCUCCUCCUUGUUGUAUAAUUUCGCCCAAGAUGCACUCGGUUUGUGGUGUCCUACUACUAGUUAAGUCGCCCAGAAGGGUAAUUCACUGUAUCCGUAUCUGUUCUAUGCACAAAAUGAACUGGUCAAACUCUCUGCAAUAUACUAGCAGGUUGCUAAAUUUA
This is a messenger RNA of Phragmites australis (common reed), 1224 nucleotides long. Its product is annotated as rac-like GTP-binding protein 5. The transcript has 7 exons. Lineage: Eukaryota; Viridiplantae; Streptophyta; Magnoliopsida; Poales; Poaceae. Gene Ontology annotation, biological process: regulation of cell shape; establishment or maintenance of cell polarity; actin filament organization. The coding region runs from base 405 to 998 and encodes 197 amino acids. Gene Ontology annotation, molecular function: protein kinase binding; GTP binding; GTPase activity. Gene Ontology annotation, cellular component: cell cortex; cytoskeleton; nucleus. The record is from RefSeq and is a predicted model, not a curated record.